AUGCGAAAAAUUCAUUGUUGUCGAUUUUCAAUAUUAUUCAGAAUUCUCUUAAUUAGUUUUAUUAUUUUAACAACGUUUACUUUUAUAAAACAAGAAAUUUUUAAACCAAACAAUUGCCAUGGAUUAGAACAAGAUUCAUCAGUACCAUCAUCAUCGAUUCCUUCACGUUAUUUACUGAUUCCGUAUCGUGAAUUUGCUUAUCGCACAUCAAUCUCUUGUAAUGCCUAUAAAUUUGAUGAACCAAACAAAGAUUUAUCUCGGCUUCAUCCAAAGUAUUCUCAGUAUCUGCGUGGAGAAUUUCCAUAUGUUAUACCAUAUACAAAUAUUACAUAUGAAGAUGUAGAAAAUUUUUAUAAAAGAAAAUUAAAUAAAAAUCAACGUGAAAUGAGACAAAUAUCAUUCGCUUCGAAUAUACAAUUUGAAAAUAUACCAUAUAAAUAUGAGAAUGGAAUGUGGUCUCCUAUCGGAGUUACAUCAGCACAACGAACAGUUAUAUUAGUACCAUUGCAAGGUCGAGAUUACAAUGCUAAAGCAUUUCUCUUGAAUAUGCAUGCUUUUGCUCGACGACAACUUCUUACAUAUUUGAUUGUCAUUAUUGAACAAGUUUAUCCAAUCAAUUCUCGAUUUAAUAAAGGCCGAUUAUAUAAUGCAGGUAUUCGUUAUAUUCAAGAAAACCAAGAAAAAUUAAAUAUCACAUGUUUUAUAUUGCAUGACGUUGAUUUAAUACCUGAAAAUGAUGGAAACUUCUAUUCGUGUGACUCUAAACAUCCUAAACAUACAACAUUACGAAUUCGAAAAUUGAACAGUACACGUGGCUAUUCACGUUUUUAUGAAUUUCUAAUCGGCGGAGCACUUGUUUUAACAUUUGAUAUGUAUAGACGAGUAAAUGGUUUUUCAAAUUUAUUUUGGGGUUGGGGCGGAGAAGAUGAUGACUUAGCAUUACGAUUUAUUCAACGACGAAUGUGCGUUGUACGACCAAGUUCUGACUUAGCCCAUUAUAUCGCAUUACCUCAUCCAGGCGGCCAAAGCAAUAAUGCUCGCUUCAAAUUAUUAACCUGGUCAACUGUUCGUCUUGAUACAGAUGGUUAUAAUCAGAUUGACUCAAUGACACGUAUUGUUCAUAUAAUAAGUACAUCAACGGUUCUUCAUCUUAAAAUAGAUGUUGAUGCUAAUCAUCUUUAUUAUAAAUCGGCAUCGAUAGGAAAUUUUCAGUUGAUAUAUAAGAAAACUUAUGCUGAUUUGACAACAACUCGUGAACUUGUUACGAGAAGUGUAACCAAAAAAUCCACGUCGAUGUAA
Rotaria socialis is the source of this 1299-nucleotide messenger RNA. The record is from the annotation of a GenBank genome assembly. Lineage: Eukaryota; Metazoa; Rotifera; Eurotatoria; Philodinida; Philodinidae.